UAUUCAACCCCACUCUUCAAUUAUGUUUACUACUUCUAUUGCUUUACAAUCGCAGACUUUGCUGAAGACUGCUACGCCCUUAGUGUCUCGCAUGGUUGUACCUGCUGCUGCAUUAACCUUAUCUCGUCGUACCUUUGCUUCUUGUACAACUCAACGUCAACAAGACAAGCUUUCUGAAUUUGCCCAUAGAAUGCCUCGGGAUAUUUACCGUGAAAUCCUUGAAGACCGCCCUACUCCCAUGUGUGAAGAAUUCCUAGGUAGUCAGAAACUGACAUCUGAACUCUUGGAAAAGAUUGAGUAUAGCCCUGGCAAGCACUUUGUUCCUCAAACAAUUGGUGAUCGCAUGGCUCUUUAUGCUGUCAAGUUCUUGCGUACGCUUCCUGAUACUUAUUUCGGUAAAGAUCAUUAUAUGCGUGCUGUUAUGUUGGAAACCAUUGCUGCUGUCCCUGGUAUGGUGGGUGCUAUGCUGCGCCAUAUGAAGAGCUUGCGUACAAUGAAGCAAGACAAUGGCUGGAUCUCUCACUUAUUACAUGAAGCUGAAAACGAACGUAUGCAUUUGAUGACCUGGAUUAAGUGCUUACAACCAUCACUCUGGAAUCGUCUGCUUGUACUGGGUGCACAAGGCGUCUUUUUCAAUGCUUACUUUUUACUCUACUUGUUCUCGCCCAAGACUGCUCAUCGAAUGUGUGGUUAUCUUGAAGAAGAAGCUGUUAUUUCCUAUACCCAUUUCCUAAAUGACAUUGAUGCUGGUAUCAUCAAGAAUGGUCCUGCUCCUGAUGUUGCUAUUGAUUAUUACAACUUACAUCCCAACGCUUCUAUUCGUGAUGUUGUACUUGCUGUUCGAGCUGAUGAAGCUGUUCAUCGUGAUGCCAAUCAUUUCUUUUCUGACCGUAUUGCUCAACAAAAAGAAGACAUUCUUUCUGAAGUCAAGGCUCAAUAUGAAGCGACCAAGAAUCAAACCCAUACUGGUUCAAUGGCUUAAUUUUAACGUCUUAUAACUUAUUUAUAUACACUCUCUAUGCCUGUCUCUAUUUGCUCAAUAUUAUGGAUAUCUGUAAAUAAAACUUAUUUUAGAAUUUAUAUCUA
Molecule: messenger RNA, 1086 nt
Organism: Gilbertella persicaria
Lineage: Eukaryota; Fungi; Mucoromycota; Mucoromycetes; Mucorales; Choanephoraceae
Product: alternative oxidase-domain-containing protein
Exons: 1
Coding region: 23-982 (319 amino acids)
Biological process (GO): alternative respiration
Cellular component (GO): mitochondrion
Molecular function (GO): alternative oxidase activity
Source: RefSeq, a predicted model, not a curated record